Messenger RNA from Salarias fasciatus (jewelled blenny), 6266 nucleotides. It is a transcript of the gene per1b, whose product is annotated as period circadian clock 1b. The coding region runs from base 858 to 5216 and encodes 1452 amino acids. Gene Ontology annotation, biological process: negative regulation of transcription by RNA polymerase II; entrainment of circadian clock by photoperiod; circadian regulation of gene expression. The transcript is spliced from 20 exons. Gene Ontology annotation, molecular function: transcription cis-regulatory region binding; transcription corepressor binding. The record is from RefSeq and is a predicted model, not a curated record. NCBI's taxonomy places the organism in Eukaryota, Metazoa, Chordata, Actinopteri, Blenniiformes, Blenniidae. Gene Ontology annotation, cellular component: cytoplasm; nucleus.
CACUGCCGUGUCCACGUGCCAUGUGUACACAGCCAGGCGAAGCUGUGAUAAGCGCGCUUGUGUGUGUGUGUGUGUGUGUGUGCGCGCGCGCUGCAGGACCACGUUAGCUCGCACAGUGUGUGUGUGUGUGUGUGAGAGAGAGAGAGAGAAAGAAAGAGAGAAACGAAACACUCCUUCACUUUGUGGUAUAUUCUUUAAAAAAAAAAAAAAAAAAAAAAAGACACGUCGUGACGCACUUUGCGCGCGUGGAGAAGUUGGCGCACGUUCGCGCGUGGAGCCGUGCCUGCCACACCUUCCUGCAGGCUCGAUCCGCAAAAUGAUGGAGCGCCCCGGGGCGCGCCCACUGUGAUCCAGGCGGCCUUCAUCACCUCGAGCGGCGCGUCUCCGAAGUGGCGAGAGGACUGCGGACCGAGUAGAAGGACGGCUUUCUGCUCGCUCCAAGAGCUGUUUUUCUCACUCUCCCGGCUCGAUCUCUCAUCCCAUCUGUUGGAGCACUUAUGCCAAGGCCGUUUCGUAACCAGAAAUUCAUCACUUGUGUGCAGCCUUUUUGAGUGACACUUUUCGUCCAGAUAAGGAAGACACUUUUUUGUUGUUGUUGAUGCUUUUUUUUUUUUUUUGUGAUUUAAAAGGAUUUUAACCGUUUACACUCGGGGUUAUCUGCCCCAGCUUUUUAACAACUCCUCAGUAUUGCAGAAAAAAAGAUGAAUUUCUCUCCUUAGUUUAACUCGACUCACAGCAGCGACUAUGAUUCACGUCUAUAUACACAGCAGUCCCACUUAAAAUCGCGUCGCUCCUUUUUAAAAAAAAUUUUUUUGCCUUGGCUGAAUCGAGCUGCUCCGGCCUCAUCCUACUCUAGCAUGAGUUAUGACAACUCUAAAUCAACGCCCAGCAGCAGCGCUCACGGCCGAGUGGCGGGGGCCGCCGCCGAGAAGGACCAGGAGGCGGCGUCGCCCGGUCUGAAUGUGCAGGAGACCGGCGGCGGCGGCGGUCAGGCCGAGGCCAACGCCGCCGCGCAGGAGGAGGACGGCAGGGCCGGAGGAGGAUCUCCGGGGGACCGGAUGGGGCCGCAGUCGGACGACAUGGACGGGCUGUCCAGUGGAAACGACUCCGGGGAGAGGGAGAGCGAGGACGGGAAGAGGUCCCACGGACACAAGUCCACACACAGCUCGCACAGCCACGGGUCGUCCAACGGGAAGGACUCCGGCAUGAUGCUGGAGACGACGGAGAGCAACAAGAGCUCCAACUCCCAGAACCUGUCGCCCCCCAGCGGCUCGCUGGCCUACAGCCUGCUGUCCAACAGCUCGGAGCACGACCCCCCCUCCACCUCCGGCUGCAGCAGCGACCAGUCGGCUCGGGUCCAGACGCAGAAGGAGCUGAUGAAGGCCAUCAAGGAGCUGAAGCUCCGCCUGCCCACCGAGCGCAAGUCCAAGGGACACUCCAGCACCCUGAGCGCGCUGAAGUACGCGCUGCAGUGUGUCCGGCAGGUCCGAGCUAACAAGGAGUAUUACCAUCAGUGGAGCGUGGAGGAGUGCCACGGCUGCAGCCUGGACCUGUCCGCCUUCACCAUCGAGGAGCUGGACAACAUCACGUCAGAAUACACCCUCAAGAACACUGACACGUUCUCCAUGGCGGUGUCCUUCCUGUCGGGGAAGGUGGUGUACGUCUCGCCGCAGGGCUCCUCGCUGCUGCGCUGCAAGCCCGAGUGUCUCCAGGGGACGGUGUUCUCGGACCUGCUGGCCCCGCAAGACGUCAGCACUUUCUACAGCAGCACGGCGCCCUGCCGCCUGCCACCCUGGGCCUCCUGCUUCGGCUCCGCCUCGCCGCCGGUCGACUGCACCCAGGAGAAGUCCAUGUUCUGCCGGAUCAGCGCCGACCGGACGCACAGCGGCGACAUGCGCUACUACCCGUUCCGCCUCACGCCCUACCAGCUCACCCUGCGGGACUCGGACGCCGCCGAGCCCCAGCCCUGCUGCCUGCUGAUCGCAGAGCGCGUCCACUCGGGAUACGAGGCCCCCCGCAUCCCUCCAGACAAGAGGAUCUUCACCACCAGUCACACUCCCAGCUGCCUCUUCCAGGAAGUCGACGAGAGGGCCGUGCCGCUGCUCGGCUACCUGCCUCAGGACCUGGUGGGAACCCCCAUCCUGCUCUGCAUCCACCCCGAGGACAGACCCAUGAUGGUGGCCAUUCACGAGAAGAUCUUUCAGUUCGCGGGGCAGCCGUUCGACUACUCCCCCCUGCGGAUGUGCGCCCGCAGCGGCGAGUACCUGACCAUCGACACCAGCUGGUCGUCCUUCGUCAACCCCUGGAGCAGGAAGGUGGCGUUCAUCGUGGGACGCCACAAAGUCAGAACGAGCCCCCUGAACGAGGACGUGUUCACCACGCCGCCGGGCUGCGAGAGCCGGGUCACCACGCCGGACGUCGUGCAGCUGAGCGAGCAGAUCCACCGCGUCCUGGUGCAGCCGGUCCACAGCGGCGGCUCGCAGGGCUACAGCUCGCUGGGCUCCAGCGGCUCCCGGGGCUCCCGCCGCUCCCACCAGCAGCACCUCAGCGCCUCGGCCGCCUCGUCCAGCGACAGCAAUGGCCCCGCCGCCGACGAGGCCGCCGUCGCCCUGCAGAAACCCAUGACGUUCCAGCAGAUCUGCAAGGACGUCCACAUGGUCAAAACCAACGGGCAGCAGGUUUUCAUCGAGUCUCGCAAUCGUCCACCACCGAGAAAAAACUUCAACGCCGGCGCUGCGAAGCUCCGGGCGCUGAACAGCGACCCGUUCCGAGGCCUGAUCGUGGACAUGACGAAGCCCCCGAAAGCUCUCGUCCCCGCGCCGCUCGUCCAGAACGAGCCCUCCACUGGAUACUCCUACCAGCAGAUCAACUGUCUGGACAGCAUCAUUCGGUACUUGGAGAGCUGCAACAUUCCCAACACUGUGAAGCGGAAGUGCGGCUCCUCCUCCUGCACGGCGUCCUCGGUGUCCGACGAUGACAAGCAGGAGGCCAGCGGCGGCAACAAAGGCGCCUCGGCCGUUAAUCUGGUGGGCGAGCCGCCCCCCCUGCAUCCUCUGACCAUGGCCGCCAAGGCGGAGAGCGUCGCCUCGGUCACGUCUCAGUGCAGCUUCAGCAGCACCAUCGUUCACGUGGGAGACAAGAAGCCGCCCGAGUCCGACAUCGUCAUGGAGGAGGCUCCCACGACUCCGACGCUGGCUGCUCCUCCUCCCACCACCACUCCAACGCCUCCUGCCACCACUUCAAUGCCUCCUGCAAGUGCAGCCAUCCCUCCUCCCCCUCCUCCCCCUCCUCCUCCUCCUCUCCAUCAGUCCAGUCAGCCGGAGAGGGACAGCCGGCGGCGAGGGGGGGACGUCGGGGCGGCGGGAGGCUCGGGCCCGGCCGGCGGCGGCGGCGGCGCCGGCGGCGGCCGCUUGGGCCUGACCAAGGAGGUGCUGUCCGCCCACACCCAGCAGGAGGAGCAGGCGUUCCUCGAUCGCUUCAAGGACCUCAGCAAGCUGCGGGUGUUCGAUCAGACGGCGUCCUCCACCGUGCGCUGCAACGCGCCAACUGCGAACCCGCUGUCACGAGGAGUGCGCUGUUCUCGGGAUUACCCCGCCGCCGGCAGCAGCUCCGGUCACCGACGCGGCCGCGGCGGGAAGCGACUCCGACACCAGGAGUCCACCGACCAGCACAGCCCCCUGGGCCCCGGCGGGCAGCUCCGAGACCCCCGGGCCGCCGCGGCGCAGAUGCCCCUCAGCGUGCCUCUGGGGGCGCCCACGGCCUCCAGCUCCUGGCCCUCCGUCGGCUCCCAAGCCAGCAUUCCCACCACGCCCUUCCCGCCCAGCAUGCUGCCCAUCUACCCCGUCUACCCGCCGUUCGCCCAGGCCGUGCCCGGGGCGGACCCGUCGCGUUUCCCCCAGCCGCAGAUGGGGCCCCCCAUGAUGGCCCUGGUUCUGCCCAACUACCUGUUCCCCCAGAUGACGCCCCCCAUGUCCCAGCCGGGCGCCGCGCCGGGACACUUCUACAACCCCAACUUCCCCUACCCCGUGGCGCCGCCGCUGGCCGCCGCCCCGCCGCUCGUCCCCAACCCGAUGGCCGUGCCGGCGCCCUGCGCCCCGUCCCGCAGCAGCACGCCGCAGUCCUACGGCCACGCCCCCGCCGACCGCGAGGGCGCCGAGUCCCCCCUCUUCCAGUCCCGCUGCUCCUCCCCCCUCAACCUGCUGCAGCUGGAGGAGUCUCCCUGCAACCGCCUGGAGGUCGCCUCGGCGCUGGCCGCCUCGCAGCAGGCCGCGCCGUCCGCGCAGGGCGGGCCGGCCGGGGCGGCGGCCUCGGCCAACCAGGGCAGCUCCGACGACGCCUCCAAAGAAAAUGAGAAUGGUGAAACUCAAGAGUCCAACGACGCCAUGUCCAUCUCCAGCGACCUGCUGGAUCUUCUGCUAGCGGAAGACUCCCGCUCGGGCACCGGCUCGGCCGCCUCUGGCUCCGCCGCCUCCGGCUCGGGCUCCUCCGGGACCAGAUCCUUGGGCUCGGGCUCCGGCUCCGGAUCCAACGGCUCCCACGGGUGCAGCUUGUCCGGCACCAGCGGCACCAGCAGCAGCCAGGGCAGCCACACCAGCAAGUACUUCGGCAGCAUCGACUCGUCGGAGAACGAUCACUCCCGCAAGCAGCCGGCGGGGGGCGGCAGCGGCGGCGAGGACCAGUUCAUCAAGUGCGUCCUGCAGGACCCCAUCUGGCUGCUGAUGGCCAACACCGACAACAAGAUCAUGAUGACCUACCAACUGCCUGCCAGAGACAUGGAGACGGUGCUGCGGGAGGACCGCGAGGCUUUGAGGAACCUGCAGAAGCAGCAGCCUCGCUUCACGGAGGAGCAGAAGCGGGAGCUGAGUCAGGUUCACCCCUGGAUCCGCACGGGCCGCCUGCCCCGGGCCAUCAACAUCUCCGGCUGCACGGGCUGCAAGUCGCCCCCCGCCGUGGUCCCCACCACUCCCUUCGACGUGGAGAUCCACGAGAUGGAGCUGUGCCUCCCGCUGUCGCUGCGCUCCGAGGAGAACGCCGACCAGGCGGAGGCGACGCUGACGGAGACCAACAUGGACGACGUCCCUCCGGAAGACGAGGAGGAGGAGGAGGGCGGCGAGGAGAAGGCCGCCGUCAUGGAGGACGGCAGCCAGGACAUGACGGUGGAGGAGCAGAGGUCCGAGGCGGCGGCGGCGGCGGCGGAGGAGAAAGCAGAAACCUGACUGCCUUUUUUUUUUUUCCCUCCGCCGGGCGAGACUUUAUCAGUGGGUGGCCAAAGACGACGGACCCACCGUUUAUCUUGACGUUUCAGAAAACGUCCGCCGGGACACCGAGGUGCUCAUCAGUCCACGCUCCACGGUUCAGGCCGGAAACGGCGCCACGUUAUCGGCCACUUUGUUUUCUUUCUACGUCGAGUCGGACUCGGAUGUAGCGCAGCAGGCACGGUGCCUCAAAUCACCGGGGACACACACACACACACACACGUGUGCACACACACACUUUCCCAGUGACACCUCUCGCUCCACCCCCCCCUCCUCCUCUCGUCCAGCUGUUCUCAUAGUUCACGGCGUAUUUAUUUAAAGUGGUAAGAUAAUCAGAUGAGACGAAGGUGAAUGUGUUACAAAGAGACGAAGCGGCGCCCGAUGGACUCGGCGCCGAACCGAACUCCUGAGAGGAACCAAGGGAGUUUUGUUUCUGACUUCUUACUGAAUGUUUCUGGGAUCCUGUUCCUGUCCUGAUCCUGUUUCUCUCUCUUGGAAGCUAUUUUUUCUUUUCACUAACAGUCCAGCUCCAAAAAACAACAACAAAGAAAAAGAGAACAAAGUACUUUGACCUGUGAGAAAAUGUACAUUGAGAACCGGUUUAUUUUGUCAGAUUGUGUAUAUUUUUAUACGGUCAUCCACAUAAACGGUGUAUUUUAGAAGAGUCUUUAAAAUUGGAGUCUAAAUUCUAUUUCAUAUGUAUCUGUGGCUAAAGAAAGGAGAGCGUGUUGGGAUUGGUGCGUUUCGCCCUGCAGUGAGACGGAGGAGCUUUCGUUCUGCCAGUGACGGCUUGUGAAAGAGGUGGAUGCAACUCUUAUUUUCUUAAAUUUUAAUUGAGAGAAAAAAAAAAACAAACUCUUGGAGUCUUUCCCUCUUUCUCCUCCUCUCUGUGGCGCUGUUCUGGUCGUGUGGUAUCUCUGCUUUAUGGAGUCAGUGGCGUCUGCGACAGUUUCUUAAUAUUUUUUUGUGAAUUCUUUGUACAAAAAAAGACAAUAAAACUACUUGAAAGAC